Messenger RNA from Acanthopagrus latus (yellowfin seabream), 4880 nucleotides. It is a transcript of the gene elf1, whose product is annotated as E74-like ETS transcription factor 1. Gene Ontology annotation, cellular component: nucleus. Gene Ontology annotation, biological process: regulation of transcription by RNA polymerase II; cell differentiation. The record is from RefSeq and is a predicted model, not a curated record. Lineage: Eukaryota; Metazoa; Chordata; Actinopteri; Spariformes; Sparidae. Bases 573 to 2570 code for a protein of 665 amino acids. The transcript is spliced from 10 exons. Gene Ontology annotation, molecular function: sequence-specific DNA binding; DNA-binding transcription factor activity, RNA polymerase II-specific.
CGUGACUCAUAGGGAGAGGACAAGUUGCUCCACAACACUUCUCCUUUUUCUGCUUCAUACAGCAGCCAUUGCAUUGUCUUUUUCUUUUCUCCUCCUCCUCUUCAGUUUUGUUUUUGUCGCUGUGAGAACGAAGUGUGGGGCUGGCCAUUGGUCCGCACCUUCAGACAGCUUUGUCCCCCCAUCUGAAUGCACCUUGGAUUAACCCCCGUUUCCACUCUUGUUGUCUGUUUUUCUCUUGAUUUUCAUUGGUUACUGAGAUCGACACUUGUUCGGUUGCUAUCAUGGACCUUGUCACCCGAAUCCUGUUUCUUUGAGGUGUAGAUGCUCCAGGCGCAGCGGGACCCAGCCUCCGUGUCAGAGAGGGACGAGGCUGCUCCCACCUGGGCCACAGCACUCCUCUGAAACUCGGCUCGAGGUCUCUCUCUCUCUUGGAGCGCCACAACCGACCUAGAUCAGAGAAACGGGAGGACAAGAGGGGAAGCCAUUUUGCGAGGUGGAAGCUGACAAGGAGCCCGAAGUAGUCAUAGCCAGGAUAUUUUAAGGCGGCUCCUUGCCCUCUGAACUCUGCGGCCAUGACGACUGCAGUGCAGCCCACUGAACUGGUGUUCGAAUUUGCCAGCAACGGGAUGGACGAAAUCAACCAGGUGUGCAGUUAUUUCAUCCCCACACCCGCUACUGAAUCCUGUGGAGCAGGCUUGAUUCUGGACGACCCGUCAGUAUUCCCAGCAGUGAUCGUUGAGCAGGUGCCUGCAGCCGAUCUGCUGCAGGUCUACUCCGGCCUGGAGUCGGACGAGGUGACGAACGGCAUCAUGGUGGACACGACUCUGCACGUCGUGGAGGAGCCAUCCAUCCUGGUGGGAGGGGUGGACCUCUCAGAAACGACAGUCUCGGGCGCUGAGGACAACAUGGAGACCAACGAAGCAGCAGAAGCUCUUCUGAACAUGGAGUCUCCAAACAACAUUCUGGACGAGAAGCGCAUGAUUCACAGCUACGGCACUCUGCUGGAGUCAGACUUGACGUACGCCCCUCUGAGGCCUGACCAGAUGGAUAAUGGUGCCCUUGACAUGUCGCUAGAUGAGGACACUUCAUCCAUGGAUGAGAUACCCCAAAAGUGUCCCUUAAAGCCGCAGAAAAAAACCAAAGUGCGGAAGCCGCGGGCGGUGCGUCCCUGCUCCCCUAUCACCACCCCUAACCUGCCACUCAGGAAGAAGAGCAAAGAGGGCAAAGGCAACACGAUCUACCUGUGGGAGUUCCUCCUGGCUUUACUGCAGGAUAAAAACACCUGUCCCAAAUACAUCAAGUGGACGCAGCGCGAGAAAGGCAUCUUUAAGCUGGUGGACUCGAAGGCCGUUUCGAAGCUGUGGGGCAAACACAAGAACAAGCCUGACAUGAACUAUGAGACCAUGGGAAGAGCUCUCAGGUACUACUAUCAGAGAGGCAUCCUGGCUAAAGUGGAGGGGCAGCGGCUUGUUUAUCAGUUUAAAGAGAUGCCGGCAGAUCUGGUGGUGAUCGAGGACGAAGACGCAGGCUCUGAUGGCAACGGCGGCUACGGGAAUCAGAGAUCUACCAACGGGCGGUCAAUGGUCCGUGGAGGGUCCAAAGGGCACGGGAGGGCUCACGGUCAACACCAAGUCUCAGUGAAGCAGAUGAAAAAGGAACCUAAUGACGAAUUCCUGUACAGCGACGACCACGAAGGACAGACGGAGCUCCUUCAGUCCGUCCAUAUGUUGCAGGCCAGCCAAGAACAGGCACAAGCUAUGAGGACCAUCACUGCUCCUGCGUCAGUUCCCAUGGUCCUGACGUCUUCUGGCUCCCUUCAGUCCGUUCCUCUCACCACUGUCCUGGCCAACGGGGACUCCAGCCACUGCUCCCCUCCUCGGGUUAUCCUCCACACCGUGCCCUCAACCACAGCAGGUGGUAAAGAUGUGCUCACCAUCCAGACGGCCUCUUUAGCAGGUGGAGCCAGCAGCCUGCAGGACGGCCUCCCGCAGCAGCUCCUGGUCACCAGUCUGGGCUCCCCCACCGUCUCCACCUCCUCCUCCUGCACUUCACCUCCAGGAGUCAUUAGUUCCACAGCUUCCAACCUCAAUGGUCUCCCACGUCUGGUCACCAUCAACACAACCUGCGGGCAGACCAUGGUGGCACAGCAGCCCGGCACCGUAAUUGCCACCGUGCUCAAAUCCAGCGACCUGUCGGGGCUGCAGGUCAAAGAGGAGCUGCUGGAUCCCAGCUACUUCCAGUCUAUGGUGAACGGUGAUCCAUCACUGGCGGCAAAUACGUUUGCGAAAGAAGAGAUCGAGGUAGGGGAGGCAGAGCUGCAGUAUAGGACUGUGAUCAUUGAUACCAGUCAAAGCCAGGGCCAGGAGGCUGUGAGUGAAACUAUAAUUAAUGGACAUCCCUCUCAGAGCAGCAGCCCCAGUGAGGGCCUGACCCCUGUGGAGGAGCUGGAAGUGCGUGGGGAGAUGUCCCUGCAGCCUGAGCAGGGAAUAAAAGGCCUGCAGGAGCUGCCGCUGUCUGUCCAAUUGCCUGCAAACUUUAUCCAGAUAAAGACAGAACCUGCAGAGGCUUAGUGCUGCAGGACUCCUCCACACAAUCUGAACCAAAAAAGAAAAAAAAAACAAACAAACACCAUUGAAUCCAUUUUGUUUCUUUUUCCUACCACAGCGAUCCGUCAGGGAUCAGAGUGAGGGAUCUUGCACCGAGUUGCUCUUAAAGGUUGGUCAGUUCAACCUCAGGAUUUAUUGUUUACUCACAGAUUUUGUGACCACGUGCCUAAUUUUAAAAAUUCAAGGGAGUGUUUAGUUUUUCUAAGAAGACUCAGAUUUUGGGAUCUUUUUUUCCCCGCAGACAUUAACCCCCGACACACACAGGAAACCACACACACACACACACACACAGAUGAAACAAGCUCCCCCCUCUAGGAGAACAGCCAUUGGAUGAACCAGGGAUCCCUGUCUACCAAAUGUGCCAGUUAGUCAUUUUUCUUACCUUCCAUCUCACUGGACUGUGUUUAAAGAGGCAAAUGCAACAAAACCAAAACUGGGGGACUCGGAUGCCAAAUGGUGCAAUGAAAUCAGACCUCUGAGAGCCCGCAGAGCGCGCGUGUCUUCUUCUGAAGCACACACACACGUUUCUGUUCCCGCGGACGAGGGAUGGGCGCCGUGUCGCAGCGUCCAGGUGAAGAAAAAGAAAAAAAAAACACACACCUCAGAGUUAAAUUGAAGAGUGCCUUACAGGAAGUUCAAACAGCUCGAGACUCCUUCUAUGAAACGUCUGGGAAAAAGAUGAAAAACGGACUAAAUGACUUUUUGCAGACUUUCAGACAUCUAAGAACUUAUUACUCAUUUAUUUUCAUAUAAACAAAACAAGACAAAAAAGUUAUGCAUUCACUCUCUAUUACUCCCGGCCUUAAAAACACUGUGUUACUAUGGAAAUGGGCAUUUUUUAUUUUUUUUGUCCACCAAGGACGCACCAACAUCAAAACUGUUUGUAUAGAGCUGCAGACCGGAGGCACGGCGAGAUAGGGAGGCUCAGACGGAGAGAAAGAAUACGCAGGAUAAAAACAGAUUCUAUCAGCUUCUGCUUCAGAGGCUCCGGGGUUUAAAUCCUGUUUAUAUGAAAUGGAAUUAUAUAUAUAUACAUAUAAUAUACAAUUGAGAUUCAAUUUUAAGGCCAUAGCGAAUUUAUUUAUUUUGUGAAUUUCUAAAUUCUGUAUAAAAAAAAGGCACAUUUGUCUUCUAUUUACAUGUGUAAACAUGAGGGAAAAUACAAAGAUUAUGGACGUUAAUACCAGGAAGCUUUCUCUCUCUCUCUCUCUCUUUUUUUUUUUUUUUACAAACCAACGCUUUUCAUUUGUAUAUCCUUCCAUAUAAUCAGCUUUGGUAAUUCCUUCCUUGAGUUUUGGACUCGAGCAGCAUCAUUACUCCACUGUUAUAUUCUCUUACUGUAGAUAGGCGCUGUCGUGUGUCUGAUUUAAACAUGUACUGAAUGUGCUUUAGUUCCUUUUUUCGGCAGACAUACCUCUUUACCUUUUGUUCAACAGUUAAGCAGCCGGGACGCCGCGUUCCAAAAUAUUACGGUCUGUGUUCUGCAUAAAGUGUCAGAUGCAUCAAUCAGUAUGUCUUUGAAAUCAUAUCUCAAGUUUUCUUUAGUUGUUGGGUACGCGGACGUACCUGUGCUGUUUUCGAUGCUCCUCUCCUCCGUCUCCAUCUUUUCCUCUCACCAUGUCGCCUCCUUCCUCCUCCUCCUCCUCCUCCUCCUCCUCUCGGGUCAGUCCAGUCUGUGCCUUCUUUAUUGUCUGUCCCACUUUGUUAAGGACCUCUCAGGCCAGCCGUGCGAUUGGCCCCCUCGCUCCUGCCUGGGAUGAAGCCAUAUUGAUCCUGAGUGGUCUCACAGCUAAAUUGGUUGUAUUUUCCACCCGGACUGAGGCUGCAGAGUGAGGACAGUCAGACACACUGACCUCCAUCCACACCGGCACCUGAGGACAGGAGUGAAAUGCUGCUUUACAACCCCUACAUCAGCCAAAGGGCCCUGGGUCUGCAAAGACACUCUGAAUGUAUGCUUUCUGUUCAUGCAAAGUUUCGACAAUCAGUAAUUACACUGGGUUACAUUUGCGUCAGAAUUAGUCGGUCUUUGAGGGGGGAUUUGCUGCUUUUUCCCUUUUUUUUGUUGUUGUUGCGUUGUAUAUAUUCCCGUAUCUGCGCUGCGUUUCUCCUUAAAGCACUGUUGUCUGCGAGAUGUUGAGGUAUGUCCACUGCUCAUGUUUUGUUGCUCCUCUUAUCUUUGGGUUGUAAAUUGCCUUCUUUAUGCUGAAUAUAGAAUAGAUUUUUAAGAAAAAAAGUCAAUGUACUAAUUAAAAAAAGAAAAUUGUCUUCACUGAA